This is a messenger RNA of Microthlaspi erraticum, 1071 nucleotides long. The record is from the annotation of a GenBank genome assembly. Lineage: Eukaryota; Viridiplantae; Streptophyta; Magnoliopsida; Brassicales; Brassicaceae.
AUGUCAACCCCAAACACUACUCCGGCUAACGUUAACGGCGAUGCCUCAUCUUCCAGAACCAUACGAGCUACCGUCGUCCAAGCCUCCACCAUCUAUAACGAUACUCCCAAAACUCUAGAAAAGGCGGAGAGGCUAAUUGCGGAGGCGGCGAGCAAGGAGAAAGCGCAGCUUGUGGUUUUCCCGGAGGCGUUCAUCGGCGGCUACCCUCGUGGGUUUAGGUUUGGGUUAGCGCUUGGUAUUCAUAACGACGUAGGCGGUGAUGAGUUCCGCAACUACCAUGCUUCUGCCAUUAAUGUUCCUGGUCCUGAAGUAACAAAACUGGCAGAGAUAGCGAUGAGAAACAACGUGUACUUGGUGAUGGGGGCCAUAGAGAGGGAUGGGUACACACUCUAUUGCACAGCCCUAUUUUUCAGUCCUCAAGGUGAGUUCUUGGGUAAGCACCGUAAACUCAUGCCGACAGCUAUGGAACGUUGCAUUUGGGGAUUCGGGGAUGGAUCAACCAUCCCUGUUUACGACACUCCAAUCGGCAAACUCGGUGCUGCUAUCUGCUGGGAAAAUAGGAUGCCACUCCUCAGAACAGCCUUGUACGCCAAAGGAAUUGAGAUUUAUUGUGCACCAACUGCUGAUUGUUCAGAGGAAUGGCAAUCGUCGAUGACUCACAUCGCAAUGGAAGGUGGAUGUUUCGUGUUGUCGGCUUGCCAGUAUAACGUGCGUUCAGAUUUCCCCGAACAUCCUGAUUACUUGUAUUCCGACAGAGACGUCUUCAAAGGACCCCUUCUCUCCCCAGGCGGUAGUGUCAUCAUUUCACCUGAGGGAAAGGUUCUUGCCGGACCAAACUUUGAAUCAGAGGGUCUCAUCACAGCUGAUCUUGACCUUAGUGAUAUUGCAAGAGCUAAGUUAUACUUCGAUGUGGUCGGACAUUACUCGAAGCCAGAUGUUUUCAACUUGAUCGUGAAUGAGCAAGCGAAGAAACCGGUUACAUUCGUGUGCAAGUCGGUGAAAGCGGACGAUGACUCUGAGGCUCACGCAAAUAAUCCAGAUUCCAAAGCCCUCAACAUAUCCUCCCCAUAA